CUGACUGUACUGUCAAGUAUUUAUCUAUGCUAGAAUCCCUUGAAUCUUAAUGGCUUAGAGAAGAAGAUACCUUGGUCCAGCAAUCUGCCAACAUGUCGCCUCUAUUUAGUACCCUUUGUUACUCGGCAUUCUGUAUCUUAUUCUUGUUUGUUCAUUUUAUUGAAACAGCCAACCUAGAUACUAAGCACUCCCCGAAAGGCUUGCUCAAGGUCCGUCUUGACUAUGGACUUGCAACGCAGCCAGUUCGUGGAAAUGAUGAAGGUGAAGGCUCCCAUCGUUGGGUUUGGUCGACAUAUCUUGAAUUCAAAGACCCAGUGUCAUCUAUUACCGACUAUCAGAUUCGGAUGAUGGCUCAGAAUGCACACAAGGAGAUGGAAAUUGACAUGAUGCAAUAUGACCCUGAAGAUGAAGAUGGCCAAUUCGCGAUUCUUCCCACGGUCAUGACCAUUCUCGCCUGGGAUAAUAAAAUUAUCUUGGCAUCUUCUCAGAGAGGAAGAUCUGGCUUCAUCAACGAGUGGCCCCAAAGCCCGGUGAAGCUCUCACUGGAUCGCUGCAGUGUCUUCUGGAGGGAGCGUGCCCUUGCCAAUCCCGAUUACUCGAACCCAUACUCGUGGCACAGGAAUAAAGCGAAGUGCGGAGAAGUCAAUGCAUUCCACCUAUACUACAUGAUAAAUGACCAGCCAAUACCUGAUCUCAACCCCAAGAUGCGUGUCACCUCUGUCAGGAAACAGGGCCAGAGCUAUAUCAUAGUGCCACCAUGCGGUCAAAACAAGAAUGGUGUCGACAGCAAGACUGAAUGGGGCUGCAAUCUCUUGGUCCCUGAUCAAAAAGUUAAAUACCUCAAUGACGACGUUCAACCCAAAGGCUAUGGUUUGAAAAAGAUUGCAGGAGGUGUACAAAGGCAAGGUCAGAUUCAGAUGUGCACAAGGAAUCGCAUAAUCUGGGAUGGGGAGUAAAGCGUGGCCAGGUUUCGGUCUCUCUUACAACUUAGCCGUAUGGUUUAUGAAGCUGGUUGUAUUUAUCUUUGUUAAAUUUGAUGGUCUUUCGGCAUAUUCAUUUGUCUUGUACUCAGCUAUCACGUAAUAAAAUAUCUUUGCUCGCGGUUUCUAGUCCGGAAA
Molecule: messenger RNA, 1118 nt
Organism: Fusarium verticillioides 7600
Lineage: Eukaryota; Fungi; Ascomycota; Sordariomycetes; Hypocreales; Nectriaceae
Exons: 2
Coding region: 93-956 (287 amino acids)
Source: RefSeq, a predicted model, not a curated record